UUUGGGUGUUCCAAGGUGAAGAAAAGCCAAAAAAAGUCAUCCGUUCUCGAAGUGUUUCGAAAAAGAUGGUCGCGACAUUUGUGCCAAAAGCGGGUCAUAUUGCAACAAUUCCUCUUAAUGAGCAAAGAACUGUUACUGCGGAUUGGUAUACCACCACUUGUUUGCCAAAAGUCAUCACCGAGCUUCGAAAAAUCAACCCCGAAAGAAGAAUCAUCUUCCACCAAGACAAUGCAAGCUCGCACGCAGCCCAAAAAACAAGGCAGUAUUUAACAGAAGAAAACGUGGAAUUAUUGGACCAUCCUCCAUAUAGUCCCGAUCUAAGUCCUAACGAUUUCGUUACUUUCCCGAAAAUUAAAAACAGACUGCGUGGUCAAAGGUUCCAGUCACCAGAAGAAGCAGUUGACGCAUUCAAAAAUGCCGUUUUGGAUCUGCCACCAAACGAAUGGAGUAAGUGCUUCGAAAAUUGGUUCGAGCGCAUGCAGAUGUGUAUUAAUCUUCGUGGAGAAUACUUCGAAAAAAAAUUAAGUCAUUUAAAACUACCUACCAUGUUGUUUUAUUUACAUACGCAAAACUUAAAAAAGAACGUGAGAGCCCGACUCGAAUUACAACUCGAAAUACAACUUAUUUAA
Messenger RNA from Acanthoscelides obtectus, 629 nucleotides. The record is from the annotation of a GenBank genome assembly. NCBI's taxonomy places the organism in Eukaryota, Metazoa, Arthropoda, Insecta, Coleoptera, Chrysomelidae.